AUGUCGGUAUCACAGUAUAGAUUACAACGAUGCAUUCUUCAUGCGAAACAUAAAGCCAGAUCUGAAUUACUCGAAGAAGAUUGGAGCAGCGCGAAAUAUUGCGAAACAUUUGAAACAUUGAGUGAAAAGUUGACAGGAGAUAAUAUUGAAAGGGUGGACGCUUCCAAAAUUACUGUUGAAGAAUUCGCUGAAAAGUAUGAGUACGUCAUGUACCUGUUGUUCUUACUGAUGUUGCUAAAGAAAUAUCGGAAUCAAAGAUUCAAAUGUGGUGAAGGAGAUGACGGACGUUCCGUGAAAUUGAAAAUGAAGUAUUUUUUAGAAUACAUGAGACAAACGGUUGACGAUAGUCCGCUCUAUAUAUUUGAUAGUACAUUUGGCGAGAAUGCUCUUGUUAAAGGUUCCAAAAAAUGGUGCUUUUUCCACCCGCAAACACCAAAAAAUAUCUUGAAACCAACGAAGAAAGAGGGUGGCAUUCAUCCUAAUGAAGCAAUCACCUGGUUUACUACUGUGUAUGGACGGAUUAGCUCCCCUAAUUGGUUGAAACAGUGGAGACCCAUAGAAGCUGUGCAGUAUCCAGGAGAAGUCAUAUUUGUUCCUGGUGGAUGGUGGCAUGUCGUCCUAAACUUGACUGACACGGUCGCUUUCACUCAAAAUUUUUGUUCCAGAGUGAAUUUGCUUCUAGUUCUCCUCAAAACGUUGGCUGGAAGACCAAAAUUUUGCCAACACUGGUUAAAAUGUUUACGGAAGGCUCGACCAGAUAUCCUACCAAUUAUCGAUGGUGUUUUGAAGAAUGUAGACGGUUUUAUAAAUUUCGCGGAAUCAUCAUCCAAUGAUUCAAGUUCUUCAACAGAAUCUUCUGACAGUGAAAGUGAAAGCCCAAAUCCACCACUUCAACAGUAUCCCUUUAGUAUGAAAUCAGCAACUAUUACCAAAAGGGGGGCAUGGAAGCAGCAGAGAGGAAAAAUAAUGCCUCAUGAACGAAGUGGAAAGGAGUCUAAUUUCAAAUAUAAACUGGAUGCAAACACUGCAAGCAUGGAUUUUUACUUUAUGAUAAAUAUCCAAUGA
Messenger RNA from Brugia malayi, 1065 nucleotides. RefSeq lists its product as uncharacterized. The record is from RefSeq and is a predicted model, not a curated record. Gene Ontology annotation, molecular function: P-TEFb complex binding; histone H4R3 demethylase activity. The coding region runs from base 1 to 1065 and encodes 354 amino acids. Lineage: Eukaryota; Metazoa; Nematoda; Chromadorea; Rhabditida; Onchocercidae. Gene Ontology annotation, cellular component: nucleus; cytoplasm. The transcript has 8 exons. Gene Ontology annotation, biological process: phagocytosis.